AUGGGCUGGACCACACUGCCUGCUGAAGUCUUCGAGAUAAUCCUCACAUAUCUGGAUCUCGACACGGUCAAGGCUCUUCGUCUGACAGACCGAAAGCUCGCAGAAAAGUGCAUCGGGCCCCGGUUCUUAGGCUCCAUUCAACAACCAACUUUCGAUGUAUCGCCGCAGAAUCUUCGCUCUCUUCAUGCCUUGGCUUGCAAUCCUGCCAUCAGCAAGAUGGUCUAUUCUCUGACCUUUCUGGCCACGAGCCUGGACUCUUCCGAAUUAGAGAAGAACGUGGAAUCUGGAAAAUACAUUGUGCGGGAAUGCCAUGGGCCUUUUUUUACAGCAACUGAUGUCGCAUAUUCCCCCGAGGAACUCUUGAACGCUAAAUCCGAGUUGAACUGGUUAAAAGAACAGCAAGAACUAAGAUCCAAUGAGUCGUCGAGCGAGAUGAUUGAACUUCUUCAACUUGCGCUCAAAGGGUUUGGCGAGUUGGAUUUUAUCCACUUAGAUGGUGCGGUCAUCAUGGGACGUUCGCAGCGAGGAUCGGCCGGGCAUGGGAAGUGGCAUCCGCUCUGGAUGCGAGCGUCACAUGUAUUCUCUUUGGUUGUGACAGCCAUAGUGAAGAGCGGGGCCUCGGUGAAGAAACUCGAUGUAUAUCGCAAUACUCCCAGAUGCUGCAUUUCAUCUGGUCACAUCACUUCCUAUGCAUCAGGUCUCAGCCCAAAGCAGCUAGGGAUACUAAGCAAAGGCCUGGAAUCACUCAAGCUCAGUAUGUCUGCUGAGAUACAAAAUGAGCUUGAAAUUGUCGAAUCAGAUGAAGACAAACUAAGUGAAUACGACGAAGCAUCUCGCAGAACAUUUGGCUACUCGACGGGACAUUUAUCACGCGAUGAUCCUCGUGCGGUGCUAGCUGAUGAAACACAGGGAAUUACAUCCCUACUCAAGUCUGCAUCAGCCCUUAGAGAGCUGGAUUUAUCUUUCCGCCAGACCCUGGUCGACGGGAGCUUGGACAGCUACGACCGGAUAAUUGAAAGUAUCGCCAAUGAAACCUACUUCCCAAGACUGGAAAAAUGUGCACUUUCUGGAUUCCUGGCAAAAGGGGAUUCGUUUCUGCUAUUUCUCCGAAAGCAUCCCGAUCUCCGCUCUCUCACAUUGCACGAGUGUUCUUUGACCGCUGGGUCUUGGACCCCGAUCUUUUCUCAUCUAAGCCAGUCGAUGCCAAAGCUAGAGAACCUCAACCUCGGGAACUUGUUUGGAAAACAUAUGCCGUAUCCAAAAUUUGCACCGAGGCGGCCCAAUUCGAAUGAUGAAAAGCAAGAUGAAGAGCAUGGCGAGCAGGAAAUCGACGGCAUGCUUUGA
This is a messenger RNA of Penicillium arizonense, 1344 nucleotides long. RefSeq names its product F-box domain protein. Bases 1 to 1344 code for a protein of 447 amino acids. Lineage: Eukaryota; Fungi; Ascomycota; Eurotiomycetes; Eurotiales; Aspergillaceae. The record is from RefSeq and is a predicted model, not a curated record. The transcript is spliced from 2 exons.